Messenger RNA from Gossypium raimondii (Peruvian cotton), 4582 nucleotides. Its product is annotated as extensin-2. Gene Ontology annotation, biological process: plant-type cell wall organization. Lineage: Eukaryota; Viridiplantae; Streptophyta; Magnoliopsida; Malvales; Malvaceae. The transcript has 2 exons. The record is from RefSeq and is a predicted model, not a curated record. Gene Ontology annotation, molecular function: structural constituent of cell wall.
AUCCACACAUAGAGAAAGGUGAUACAUCUUAAGAAAAACGAAGUUGAGAGAAUUUCAGUGCUCUAACUUUGACUAAGAUGGCCAAAAUUUGGCCAUGCCUUGCUUAUGCAUUGGCGUUGUGCUUGUUGAUCAUCAACAAUGUAGCUGCUAAUGAUGAUAAGCCUUAUAAUGCUCCACAACCAUAUUAUGGGAAGAAACCGGAAACACCUUCAAGAGCACCACCAUACGUUUACAGGUCACCACCUCAUCCAUAUCAAUCACCACCAUCCUAUGCCUACAAGUCCCCACCUCCACCAUCUCCUUCACCACCUCCUCCUUACAUCUACAAAUCUCCACCUCCACCAUCUCAUUCGCCUCCACCACCCUAUGUCUACAAGUCGCCACCUCCACCAUCUGCCUCACCACCCCCACCUUAUGUCUACAAGUCCCCACCUCCACUAUCUCCGUCAUCACCUCCUCCUUAUGUCUACAAGUCCCCACCUCCACCGUCUCCCUCACCUCCCCCACCCUAUGUCUACAAGUCCCCACCUCCACCAUCUCCCUCACCACCACCUCCUUACAUCUACAAGUCACCUCCUCCACCAUCUCCUUCGCCUCCUCCUCCAUACAUCUACAAAUCCCCACCUCCACCAUCUCCUUCACCUCCCCCACCAUAUGUCUACAAGUCCCCACCUCCACCAUCUCCUUCACCACCUCCCCCUUAUAACUACAAGUCCCCACCUCCACCAUCUCCCUCACCACCUCCUCCUUACAUUUAUAAGUCUCCACCACCACCAUCUCAUUCACCUCCUCCACCAUAUGUUUACAAGUCUCCACCACCACCAUCUCCUUCACUUCCUCCACCAUAUGUCUACAAGUCCCCACCUCCUCCAUCUCCUUCACCUCCCCCACCUUAUGUCUACAAGUCCCCACCUCCACCAUCUCAUUCACCUCCUCCUCCUUAUGUUUACAAGUCUCCACCUCCACCAUCUCCUUCACCACCUCCCCCUUACAUCUACAAGUCCCCACCUCCACCAUCUCCAUCACCACCUCCUCCUUACAUUUAUAAGUCUCCACCACCACCAUCUCAUUCACCUCAUCCACCAUAUGUUUACAAGUCUCCACCUCCACCAUCUCAUUCACCUCCACCACCAUAUGUCUACAAGUCCCCACCUCCUCUAUCUCCUUCACCUCCCCCACCUUAUGUCUACAAGUCCCCACCUCCUCCAUCUCCGUCACCACCUCCUCCUUAUGUCUACAAGUCCCCACCUCCACCGUCUCCCUCACCUCCCCCACCCUACGUCUAUAAGUCCCCACCUCCACCAUCUCCCUCACCUCCCCCACCCUACGUCUACAAGUCCCCACCUCCACCAUCUCCCUCACCACCUCCACCCUAUGUGUACAAGUCCCCACCUCCACCAUCUCCUUCACCACCUCCACCUUAUGUUUACAAAUCACCACCUCCACCAUCUCCUUCACCACCUCCACCUUAUGUUUACAAAUCACCACCUCCACCAUCUCCUUCACCUCCUCCACCUUACACCUACAAGUCACCACCUCCACCAUCUCCCUCACCACCUCCUCCUUACAUCUACAAGUCACCACCUCCACCAUAUGUCUACAAGUCUCCACCUCCACCAUCUCCCUCACCACCUCCCCCAUAUGUCUACAAGUCUCCACCUCCACCAUCUCCCUCACCACCUCCUCCUUACAUCUACAAGUCACCACCUCCACCAUCUCCCUCACCUCCUCCACCCUAUGUGUACAAGUCCCCACCUCCACCAUCUCCCUCACCACCUCCACCCUAUGUGUACAAGUCCCCACCUCCACCAUCUCUUUCACCACCUCCACCAUAUGUCUACAAGUCUCCACCUCCACCAUCUCCCUCACCACCUCCCCCAUAUGUCUACAAGUCUCCACCUCCACCAUCUCCCUCACCACCUCCUCCUUACAUCUACAAGUCACCACCUCCACCAUCUCCCUCACCUCCUCCACCCUAUGUGUACAAGUCCCCACCUCCACCAUCUCCCUCACCACCUCCACCCUAUGUGUACGAGUCCCCACCUCCACCAUCUCCUUCACCACCUCCACCUUAUGUUUACAAAUCACCACCUCCACCAUCUCCCUCACCACCUCCUCCUUACAUCUACAAGUCACCACCUCCACCAUCUCCCUCACCACCUCCACCAUAUGUCUACAAGUCUCCACCUCCACCAUCUCCCUCACCACCUCCACCAUAUGUCUACAAGUCUCCACCUCCACCAUCUCUCUCACCACCUCCACCAUAUGUCUACAAGUCCCCACCUCCACCAUUUUCCCCAUCACCUCCACCAUAUGUCUACAAGUCACCACCUCCACCAUCUCCAUCACCUUCUCCUCCUUACAUUUACUAGUCUCCACCUCCACCUCCACCUUCACCAUCUCUUUUACGCCUUCCUCCUUAUGUUUACAACUCGACACCACCUCUUGUUUACAACUCCAUUAUUCUACCGCCAUACUAUUAAAAGAUUCCACCACCACCUCCAUACUAUUAUAUAUCACCUCAACCUUCACCAUACAUGUACGAGCCACCAUUGCUUCCGCCAUAUAAGUACGAGUCAUCACCUCCACCUCCAUAUACGUACAAGUCAUUACCACCUCUGUCAUAUAAGCACGAGUCACCACCUCCACCUCCAUAUAUGUACAAGUCACCACCACCUCCUCCAUAUAAGUAUAAGUCUCCGCCUCCACCCCCGUACAUGUACAACUCGCCACCACCUCCUCCAUACAAGUAUGAGUCGCCACCUCCUCCCCCAUAUGUGUAUAAGUCACCACCACCUCCUCCAUACAAGUAUGAGUCUCCACCUCCACCUCCAUACGUGUACAAGUCACCACCACCUCCUCCAUACAAGUAUGAGUCACCACCACCUCCUCCAUACAAGUACAAGUCACCACCACCUCCUCCAUACAAGUAUGAGUCACCACCUCCUCCUCCUUAUGUGUACAAAUCACCACCUCCACCUCCAUACAAGUAUGAGUCUCCACUUCCACCCCCAUACGUGUACAAGUCACCACCACCUCCUCCAUACAAGUAUGAGUCACCACCUCCACCUCCAUACAAGUACGAGUCACCACCACCUCCUCCAUACGAGUACAAGUCACCACCUCCACCCCCAUAUGUGUACAAGUCACCACCACCUCCUCCAUACAAGUAUGAGUCACCACCUCCAUACAAGUACAAGUCACCACCACCUCCUCCAUACGAGUACAAGUCACCACCUCCACCCCCAUAUGUGUACAAGUCACCACCACCUCCUCCAUACAAGUAUGAGUCACCACCUCCUCCUCCUUAUGUGUACAAAUCACCACCUCCACCUCCAUACAAGUAUGAGUCUCCACCUCCACCCCCAUACGUGUACAAGUCACCACCACCUCCUCCAUACAAGUAUGAGUCACCACCUCCCCCUCCAUACAAGUACGAGUCACCACCACCUCCUCCAUACGAGUAUAAGUCACCACCUCCACCCCCAUAUGUGUACAAGUCACCACCACCUCCUCCAUACAAGUAUGAGUCACCACCUCCUCCUCCUUAUGUGUACAAAUCACCACCUCCACCUUCAUACAAGUAUGAGUCUCCACCUCCACCCCCAUACGUGUACAAGUCACCACCACCUCCUCCAUACAAGUAUGAGUCACCACCUCCACCUCCAUACAAGUAUGAGUCACCAUCUCCUCCUCCAUACAAGUACAAGUCACCACCUCCACCCCCAUAUGUGUACAAGUCACCACCACCUCCUCCAUACAAGUAUGAGUCACCACCUCCUCCUCCUUAUGUGUACAAAUCACCACCUCCACCUCCAUACAAGUAUGAGUCUCCACCUCCACCCCCAUACGUGUACAAGUCACCACCACCUCCUCCAUACAAAUAUGAGUCACCACCUCCACCUCCAUACAAGUAUGAGUCACCACCACCUCCUCCAUACAAGUACAAGUCACCACCUCCACCCCCAUAUGUGUACAAGUCACCACCUCCACCUCCAUAUGUGUACAAGUCACCACCACCUCCUCCAUACAAGUAUGAAUCUCCACCCCCAUAUAUGUAUAAGUCACCACCACCUCCAUCAUAUUACAAGUAAACUCCACAUAUCUUUCUUUUCAUCUGAAGAUCCAUUCUUCCUCUGUCUCUUUUAUUUUCCCCUCAUUACAUUAACAAGUCUCCAGGUCUUCCACUACCUUCAAUUACAUCGUAAAUCUCCAAGUCUCCUCCCUCAUUAUUAUCAUUCCCUCCUACUCUAUAUUACUACAAAUCUCUAUCAUCUCUUUCUACACCCCAUCCCUUUCCUUACUACUAUAAAUCGCUUCAUUUCUACCAGUACUUGUACUAAGUUAAAAGAACCCUAAUUAUUUAAUGAAAUAAGAGAAGGGAUCAUUGCUACAAGAAAUCAUUAGUUGGUUUCUUGCAAGCCUUGUGGUUACGCCAACUCAUAGAUAAAGGAUUUGUUAUGUUUUCAAGAAUAUUUACUUUGUGAAUUUUCAAUUUCAUGUUAAUUUAAAUCAACUUAUGUUUAUAUGCUUUCAUAUACAAAGAUGCAAAAUAAUGUAAUUUGAGUUCUCUUGAUUACAA